Messenger RNA from Oncorhynchus masou masou (cherry salmon), 4096 nucleotides. Its product is annotated as probable E3 ubiquitin-protein ligase MGRN1. Gene Ontology annotation, molecular function: ubiquitin protein ligase activity. The transcript has 15 exons. Lineage: Eukaryota; Metazoa; Chordata; Actinopteri; Salmoniformes; Salmonidae. Gene Ontology annotation, cellular component: cytoplasm; plasma membrane; nucleus. The record is from RefSeq and is a predicted model, not a curated record. The coding region runs from base 255 to 1901 and encodes 548 amino acids. Gene Ontology annotation, biological process: negative regulation of G protein-coupled receptor signaling pathway; endosome to lysosome transport; protein ubiquitination.
CGUAUCACACAUCAGAUGGCUUUUGGCUAGAAACUUGUGUUUAUUUUCUUUAGCGGACAGUUAUCCUUGGUUAUAUCGUUAUUCUUGACAGGUACACAGUUGGAUAUAUAUAAGUGGCUGUGUAAUAUCGAAGAAAGUCUAAAACGUGUUACAAAACGGUCCCUUGGACGAUAAAUACACUAGCGUAGGGGCUAGUAACGUUAGUAGUUAACCAAGUCUGUAGCUAAUUAGCUAGCUAGCAACAACAAGGGAAGAUGGGGUCGAUUCUUAGCCGGAGAAUCGCUGGCGUUGAGGAUAUUGAUAUCCAGGCGAAUUCUGCGUACAGAUUUCCACCGAAAUCGGGGAAUUACUUUGCCAGCCAUUUUUUCAUGGGAGGGGAGAAAUUUGACACUCCACAUCCAGAGGGUUACCUAUUUGGAGAAAACAUGGAUCUGAACUUCCUUGGAAAUAGGCCUGUACAAUUUCCGUAUGUGACCCCGGCACCCCAUGAGCCUGUGAAGACCCUGAGAAGUCUGGUCAAUAUCAGAAAGGACUCCCUGCGCUUGGUCAGGUACAAAGAUGACACUGAUGCUCCAGUAGAGGAAGGAGGGAAGCCAAAGGUUCUGUAUGGUGUGGAGUUCACAUUUGACGCUGAUGCUCGUGUGGCUAUCACCCUGUAUUGCCAAGCUUUUGAGGAAUUCACCAAUGGGAUGGCAAUGUACAACCCAAAGGGCCCAGCCCUGGUUUCUGAGACUGUACACUAUAAGAGGGGUGUGAGCCAACAUUUCUCCCUACCUUCUUUCAAAAUCGAUUUCACCGACUGGAAGGAGGAGGAUCUGAACUUUGACCUGGACCGGGGUGUUUUCCCCAUGGUGAUCCAAGCUGUGGUGGAUGAAGGGGAUGAUUGCUUGGGACAUGCACAUGUGCUGCUGGCAGCCUUUGAGAGACAUGUGGAUGGCAGUUUCUCCGUCAAGCCUCUGAAGCAGAAGCAAAUUGUGGAUCGUGUGAGCUACCUGCUGCAGGAGAUCUAUGGAAUUGAAAACAAAAACAACCAAGAGACCAAGCCAUCGGAGGAUGAGAACAGUGACAACAGCAAUGAGUGUGUUGUUUGUCUGUCAGACCUCCGAGACACCAUCAUUCUGCCCUGCAGACACCUGUGUCUCUGCAACUCCUGUGCUGACACCCUGCGUUACCAGGCCAACAACUGUCCUAUCUGCAGACUGCCCUUCCGAGCCUUGCUGCAGAUCAGAGCUGUGAGAAAGAAGCCUGGGCCGCUGUCCCCUGUGUCUUUCAGCCCUGUACUGGCUCAGACCAUGGACCAUGAUGAGCACUCGAGCUCAGACUCGGUUCCCCCAGGCUUUGAGCCCAUCUCUCUGCUGGAGGCCCUGAACGGCCUGCACUCUGUGUCCCCCUCCAUCCCCCCCGCCCCCCUCUACGAUGAUAUUAACUUCUCUGGGAGCCUGGUAGGGGAGGGCCGGCCGCUGGGCUCCCCAGAACACUCCGGGGACGGGGGCCUGCAGAAGGGCAAGGUCAGCAAGUCACCUGACAGCACCCUGAGGUCGCCCUCAUCACCCAUCCAGGAGGAGGAUGAGGAGAAGCUGUCUGAGAUGUCGGACGCCCAGCCUCACACACUGCUCUCCAGCAGCCCUGCUCCCACCGAGGCCACUGCAGCCGAGGAUGUACCGGAGUCCAUCUCCCCAGAUGAUGAGGACAGGCUGCACUCUGGAGGAGAGCGAGAGAUCCUUCAGGACUACAGCAGUGAACACAGCAGCCUGACUAAAACAGAGAGUGACCCGCCAGGGGACCUGUCUCUGCCAGGGUCAUCAGAGAGCCUGAAGAGUCAGAGUACCAACUGCUCCAGCCAGCCCCUCCUGUGUCCCCCCAGUAGCCUUCACAUGGAGGAUGAGCAAUUUGACCCCUAACCUCUGGACCCAACGGUUUUCCCUCUCUGGCUGAGUCCCAAUUCACUUUGGUGGAAACUCCCUCCAGUCAAUAAUUACACCAAUCCAAUGCUUUUAAAUCCAUGACGGGGAGUGUGAAAGUGCACAUUUAGUCUAAAGGAUGAAUAAUUGGGACUUAGCCAUGGUCUCCUCCCAAGCCCAUCCCUCCCCCAUGAUCCAGUCCCCUUGGGUCUUGUAGAAGACCUCUCUCCUACUUUGGUCACCGAUUCAUGCCAUAACAAGCAUUGAUUCAAAAUGUGUUUGUGGUGGUCAUUGCAAGGAUUUACUAAAACCAUACUAUACCUUAAUAAAAAACAACAAGUCCUUAAUUAGAUUGCUUUGCAUACAUACAGUUAGGAGUGUGUAAUUGUUUAUCCAUUCUGGAUGGGGUUGUGAUGCAGUGGCGGACGUUGCAUGAUUCCAGUGGUUGAGUAUGACUACCAUCAUAUGGUAGUACUAGAAGCACACUCACUUUCAGUUUACUCUAUUCAAAUUACUGCUUGACACUAAUUGUUUUAGAGAGCAUUAAUACCAUUCAUGUUGUAUUCAUCUAAACUAAUAACUUUUUUUAACUGUUAUUUCUUGGUGCUUGUAUGAUAUGAAACGUUUUUGAAAGCAAACUUUGAAACAUUUCAGUGGACAUUUGACAUGAUCUAAACAUGACAUAAUUGAAUGGUGUCAUUUUUUUUAAAGGUUUUGAGGAUUCAUUCAUUUUACUUUGAAAUGGUGAAUUCCCCUGUCAUAGCAAGUCAAAUUGAGGCAUUUCAUUUCAAGUUGUCUUCAACGGUAAAUAUCUGCAUUUGUUUGUUUUUUAUACUGAAUUAUGUGAUAUCUUAUAUAUUGUACCUGUACUAGAAAAUUGUGUAGAUUAAUUUGCAAAAUUGUAUAUUUGUGUAUUAUAGAAGAACAUCUGGGGAUUCAAAUAAGGCGAUUAGUAGUUACAGCUACAUGCACAGUAUCUCACAUUUAGCUGAUCGAUUUUUAGUGACAGAGUCCAGCUUUACACCCGAACAGCUGAACACAAAGAUAGAUAGAGCCUGCAACAAGCCAAUACGCGAUGCUGACUGUAUAGCACAAAGUGUGUUAUUUGUAGACGUGGCAUAUUUCUGUAGCUAUAUUGUGGCUUGUCAUCCUGGCAUAGUCGUUGCCUUGCUCAAGUUCCAUGACUUGCAGUGUCUGACUUCCCUGUAGAUGUAGCACCAUACAUAUAGAUCUAUGUGCCUUCAACUAAACAGAUAUGGCUGCUGCUUGUUGCAUUUUUGGUGUUCUUGUGAUGAAACUGUUUCAGGAUAUACAGCUGUAUGAGCACGUAGUCUAGGAGGUUUUUAUUCCCAUUGGCUGAUAUACAGAGCUGUAAAAGUAUGACAUUUCUUUGCAUUCUCAAUGGUUCGUUAAAUAUUUUUAAAGAAACCUAAUUGUUAUUAAAACCAACUGUUCAGCAAUUACAAUUAUGUUAAAUCCAUAUAUUGAUACAUUUAAUCUAAAAAUUAACUACAUUAUGAGUAGACUUGGUUGUUAUAUGGUCUGUAUUGUAUGUGUUCUAAAAAAAUUCCCAGGGGGAAUAAACUAAAUGCUUCUCAACCAUUUUACUUAUGCAACAUCUUGAGACAUUGCAUCUUAAACAUUAGGUUAUCUUUUGCUUGUGAGUUUUGUUGUAGAGGGGUGUAAAACUAUCCAAUCUGUUUCGGAUUAACACUGUUCAUGUCAUGUGUCAUUGAUUAAUGAUGAGUCAUGUUAACUUUGAUGAUACACUUGUGCCUUGUUCUUGUUUCUCACAAUUAUUGACCUGGUAUCCAGGACAACACCACAUUUAGUGAUUCAUAACUCUAUCAAUAUCUGUCUGUCCCUGUGUACAGAUGUAGGAUCUUCAUUUGAUCAAUAUUCUGUUACUGAGAAUUUUCCUUCACAGCAGGAAAUGCCAAUUUGUAGUGUAUUCAAGGUUUAAAAAGGCUUCUAAAGUUUGUCAUUUCUAUUUUAAAAUAUCAGACUAGAUUUGCACUAACUAAAAAUGUAUCAACCCCUACAGAAAUGUCCCAUUCAUUAUAAUCCACAUAAUUAAAAUGUCCUGUUGCUGCAGGAUUAUUUUCCUGCUGUAGCAAACUUGCUCAAAUUAAGAUCCUACAUGUGUAGCCUAUAGCCGCAUGUGAAUAACAAUUAAAUAAAUGUAAUGUUGAACA